Molecule: messenger RNA, 554 nt
Organism: Gekko japonicus
Lineage: Eukaryota; Metazoa; Chordata; Lepidosauria; Squamata; Gekkonidae
Gene: RPL32
Product: ribosomal protein L32
Exons: 4
Coding region: 103-510 (135 amino acids)
Biological process (GO): translation
Cellular component (GO): cytosolic large ribosomal subunit; ribosome
Molecular function (GO): structural constituent of ribosome
Source: RefSeq, a predicted model, not a curated record
GGACCUGACGGUGACGUCCCAUCAGCCUCUGCGGCUUCCGUUGUCUCUCUUUCUCUCGGCGCUCCCGGUCUGGUCGGGUGCCGCCAUUAGCCGACUGACAACAUGCCGGCCCUCAGACCCCUCAUCAAACCUAAGAUCGUCAAGAAGAGGACCAAGAAGUUCAUCCGCCAUCAGUCCGAUCGCUAUGUCAAAAUCAAGCGUAACUGGAGAAAACCAAGAGGUAUUGACAACAGGGUUCGUAGAAGAUUCAAGGGCCAGAUCUUGAUGCCCAACAUUGGGUAUGGUAGCAAUAAGAAGACAAAGCACAUGCUGCCUUCAGGGUUCAGAAAGUUUCUUGUCCACAAUGUCAAAGAGUUGGAGGUGCUGAUGAUGAGCAACAAGUCCUAUUGUGCAGAGAUUGCUCACAAUGUUUCCUCCAAGAAUCGGAAAGUAAUUGUGGAGAGGGCAGCUCAGGUUGCUAUCAAGGUUACCAAUCCAAAUGCAAGACUGCGCAGCGAGGAGAAUGAAUAGUUCUUACACAACAAUAUUUAAUAAAAUAUCAAAAGUACUGAAAA